AUGGUAACAGAUAUGCAGUUAGCCAUCUUGGCCAACAUUCUGAGUGUGUUUCUCUUCUUGCUUAUCAUUCUCUAUCACUAUGUGGCUGUCACCAAUCCCAAGAAGCAGGAAUGA
This is a messenger RNA of Orycteropus afer afer, 114 nucleotides long. Lineage: Eukaryota; Metazoa; Chordata; Mammalia; Tubulidentata; Orycteropodidae. The record is from RefSeq and is a predicted model, not a curated record.